Trematosphaeria pertusa is the source of this 2846-nucleotide messenger RNA. RefSeq names its product U3 small nucleolar RNA-associated protein-like protein. NCBI's taxonomy places the organism in Eukaryota, Fungi, Ascomycota, Dothideomycetes, Pleosporales, Trematosphaeriaceae. The record is from RefSeq and is a predicted model, not a curated record. Gene Ontology annotation, biological process: rRNA processing. Gene Ontology annotation, molecular function: protein binding. The coding region runs from base 383 to 2368 and encodes 661 amino acids. Gene Ontology annotation, cellular component: Pwp2p-containing subcomplex of 90S preribosome; small-subunit processome. The transcript is spliced from 2 exons.
CCGACAGACUUGGAGCGACAAUCUAUUCCCCCAGUGAGCGAUCAACGAGGGCAGCCAGGACUUGAAGUGCUCAUGAGCACUGCAUCGGCGGAGUCUUGGCAGAAGUAAUUCCGAGAAGUUCCGAUUGUGCACAGACGAGCCGGAUACGGUUCAAGAAUCAGCGCGGGCGCAUUUGCGCAGCAGAAGGAAUGCAGGGCUUUUGGGUACAGUGGUCCAUCGUCAAUUUUCCUAUCGUGGCAGGUUGUGAAAGUAUCGAUCGCAGCACCUCGCUUGCCCUUGCCCCACUAAAAAGCUUAACUCAGAACCCUGCAACAGUUUUGCCGACAUCCUCAAUUUUCGCGACCGCUGGACUACGGCUCCCGACAGCUCGCAGAACGCCGCAAUGGCCACCAAAACAAAGACUCCGCACAAAUCGAAUAACCACGAGCGAUUCCUGCCUACACAAAUGAAGGAUGCGCCGUCAUUCGGUUCCGAAUCCGACGAGGCGAGCGACGCCGAACCAGGCGCAUUGCAGCAAGUGAACGGCGAGAAGGAACUAGAUUGGGAGGGGUUUGACGAGGAGAAUGAAGACGUACACAGUGGGAGUGAGAAAGAAGAGGAAGGAGAUGAUGAUGAUGAAAGCAUGGAAAUCGUCGUGCAGAAGGAGAAGCCUGUGCUCCCAAAGGAUACCGAAGAAGAAGAGCUCGAACGGCUCGUGUUUGGGGACUCGGCAGGCUUCAAGAAGGGUCUAGAGGCCUUUUCGCUAGAUCACUCUGCAGUCGCAUUCGGUGCAGAGUCGGAAGAGGAGCAGGACGAAGACGCGGACUUCGACAACGUCGCGGAUCAGGACCUUUUCUUCUUCGAUACUGGCCCGGCACCUGCGCCCGCCGGGCCUUUAGCUAUUGUACAAGGAGAUGAGUCAGAGGAUCAGGACGAUAAGCCUGCGUGGGAGGAUAGCGAUGACGAACGCAUAGUUGUGAGUCUGGCGUCUGUGCCGCAGUUGAGGAAGCUGCGGGAGACCGCCCAGGACGACAUGGUCAAUGGGAAGGAGUAUGCGCGCAGAUUGAGGAAGCAGUACGAACGGUUGUAUCCGACUCCUGACUGGGCGACACAUGCGAUGGGGAAGACAAAACGGAAGAGGCGGCAGACACUGGAGGACGGUGAGAGCGAUGACGAGCCCGCAAGUGACAUGGAUGUGUACGAAGAUGGUCUGUCUACACAGCCUUUGGCUCGGCUGCUCAAAGACGCAGAUAUACUCUCGCGAAAAUCAAGAGCCCCUGCGAAGCGGAGGAAGCUGCAAGCUGGUACGAUCGACAUCCAAAGGUUGAAGGAUGUCGCGAGGACGGGACCGUCCGCGAUUACGUCUCUUUCAUUCCAUCCAACGUUCCCGCUCCUCCUCUCCUCAGGGCCCAGCUCAACGCUUUAUCUUCACCAUGUCAACCCGAACCCUCCAAAUCCAAACCCUUUGCUCACUUCAUUACACGUCAAACGAACACCCCUGACCACUACCGCCUUCCAUCCGUCGGCUUCAGACUCUCGCAUAUUCCUCAGUGCUCGCCGGCGUUACUUUCACAUUUGGGACAUUGCCACAGGUAGAGUAGAAAAGGUGACUCGGGUGUACGGGCAUCAGCAGGAACAGCGCACGAUGGAGUAUUUCACCUUGUCUUCAAAUGGCAGAUAUAUGGCUCUGCGGGGAUCUUCGAAGAAGGGAGGCGGCGUGAUAAACAUACUCGACGCUACGACCCUGCAAUGGGUGACACAAGCGCGCAUUGAAUCCAGAGGUGGCGUUGCCGACUUUGUUUGGUGGGGAGACGGAAGCGGUCUUAGUAUCGCUGGAAAAAACGGCGAAGUCACGGAAUGGAGCGUUCAAAAGGGCGUGAUAGGGCGAUGGACUGACGAAGGUGCUGUGGGCACUACAGUCAUUGCACUCGGUGGGAGGAGCGGAAGAGAUGGAUGGAUAGGCGGGGAUCGAUGGGUCGCGAUUGGGAGCUCAAGUGGCAUCGUGAACAUUUACGAUAGAAGAGCGUGGAGUGAGAAGAACCCCUCGGUCAGCGGAGAUGUCUCUGAUCUUAACAACGGCAUACCCAAGGCUCCGAAACCCGUCCGCGGUCUCGACCACCUUACGACACCGAUUUCGCACCUUGCAUUGUCCCCUGAUGGACAGAUUCUGGUAAUGGCCAGUCGAUGGAAGAACAACGCGCUGCGGCUGGUACAUUUACCGUCAGCGACUGUGUACAGGAACUGGCCUACGGACAAGACGUCACUGGGCCGGAUUAGCGCAGUCGCAUGGGGACGACCCGCAGAAGAAGAAGAAAGGGAAGGGAGUCUCGCCCUGUUGGCGAUCGGGAAUGAGGCUGGACGCGUCAAGCUUUGGGAGGUGAGGGUUUGAUAAGGCGCUGGGAUGAUGCUGGAGACUGGGUACACUCGAGUACAGCGUACGAUAACAUAACUUGUCUUACUCUAGGUUGUGGAAAGCUGCUCCGGAAGAACUUUAGCAGGUGAAGCCCGCUGAAGAUGCAGCUCCACAAUUACAGGGGGUACUGGUGAUUAAGGCUGCCUUCUCAUUUGUUCCCCAUCCUUGAAAGUUCGCUCGUCUAUGAUCCCCCCGUCUUGGCGUACUAGCAGCCACCUGUUCACUUGACGUCUUUCCUACCUCGAUAUUAUGCCAUUUUUCUCUUAGUGUCCGAGCUUUCAAUUUCCCUCGUUUCCGAGCUUUCUAUUUUUGGUAGCUGUCACCGCUUUCUUAUGGAAGGCACGCCGUCUGCCGCCCUCUUGCACGAUUGGUUGACCACAGCUUCUCCGCUCGCUCACACUUGUCUUUCGAUCUUGCACUUCAGUUCACCGUACUGCCUGCUUGUUACUUCGUC